Messenger RNA from Lates calcarifer (barramundi perch), 4196 nucleotides. RefSeq names its product hepatocyte nuclear factor 1-beta-A. Gene Ontology annotation, cellular component: nucleus. The transcript has 10 exons. Gene Ontology annotation, molecular function: DNA-binding transcription factor activity, RNA polymerase II-specific; RNA polymerase II cis-regulatory region sequence-specific DNA binding. The record is from RefSeq and is a predicted model, not a curated record. Bases 282 to 2003 code for a protein of 573 amino acids. Gene Ontology annotation, biological process: positive regulation of DNA-templated transcription; insulin secretion; pancreas development. Lineage: Eukaryota; Metazoa; Chordata; Actinopteri; Centropomidae.
GGCCUUAUUCUGUGGAUUUACAUAAGGCUCCCAUCAGCCGGCCCACUCAUUACCAUGUUUUAUAUUCCCCUGCGCUCAGAAAGCAUCAUGGCAAAGUAGCUCCAUCCUCCCCUCCUACAGGGAAGUGAAGCAGCUUCUCGGAGCAGGUGUCAGCAGUGAACUUCCCGCAACACCGGACCAGAGAGGAGAAAAGGAACUUUAUUAUUAUUAUUUUUUCUUUUAAACCUAACUUUUUUUCCCCACUCUGCUCCGGCGCGCGCACAGCAGGCCUAUAUGUUUUAAUGUUCUCUAAAAUGGUAUCCAAGCUGACAUCCCUGCAGCAGGAGCUCCUCAGCGCCCUGCUGGACUCAGGAGUUACCAAAGAUGUUCUGAUCCAGGCCCUGGACGAUAUGGACCCCAGCCCGCCGGGCUUUGGAGUAAAACUGGAGAGCCUGUCCAUGUCUCCCGCUCCUCCUCAGAGCGGAAAGAUGAACGGGGCGGACGUCGACUCGAAGCCCGUCUUCCACACGCUCACCAACGGCCACAGCAAGGGCAAGCUGUCCGGGGACGAGGGCUCCGAGGACGGGGACGACUACGAUACCCCGCCGAUACUGAAGGAGCUCCAGUCGCUCAACACCGAGGAGGCCGCCGAGCAAAGGGCGGAGGUGGACCGCAUGUUGGCAGAGGAUCCGUGGCGUGCUGCCCGCAUGAUCAAAGGUUACAUGCAGCAGCACAACAUCCCCCAACGGGAGGUGGUGGACAUCACGGGGCUGAACCAGUCUCACCUCUCCCAGCACCUCAACAAGGGCACGCCCAUGAAAACACAGAAGCGAGCGGCCCUCUACACCUGGUAUGUCAGGAAACAGCGGGAAAUUCUCCGACAGUUCAACCAAGCAACACAAGGUUCUGGCAGCAAUAUGACAGACAAAGGCAAUCAGGAUCCGGUGUUUUUUUUCCCAGAGUUCAACCCGUCCAGUCAGGGCAUGGGUGUGCCUGGUGACGAGGUGGGCAGUGAACCCUCCUGCAAGAAAAUGAGACGUAACCGUUUCAAGUGGGGGCCCGCAUCCCAGCAAAUCCUGUACCAGGCCUACGAGCGGCAGAAAAACCCCAGCAAGGAGGAGAGGGAGGCUUUGGUAGAAGAGUGCAACAGGGCCGAGUGUCUUCAGCGAGGCGUCUCCCCCUCCAAAGCGCAGGGCCUUGGCUCCAAUCUGGUCACAGAAGUGCGGGUCUACAACUGGUUUGCCAACAGGCGCAAGGAAGAAGCCUUCAGGCAGAAGCUGGCCAUGGACGCCAUUGCUGCGCCGACCCACACUAUCAACCCUCUGCUGUCGCACAGCUCGCCGCACCACCCCCAGACCAGCGCUUCACCCCCCAUGCGUUACAGCCAAGGCCCCGGUGAGGUCACCUCCUCCACGACCAUCAGUCACCACAGUAGCAACGCCAUGGCGACCAGCCAGUCAGUGCUCCAACAGGUGUCUCCGGGGGGACUGGACCACAGCCACAGUCUGCUGUCACCUGACGCCAAAAUGAUUUCCGGCUCAGGUGGAGGACUUCCUCCAGUCAGCACGCUGACCAACAUCCACAGUUCCCAUCACAGUCACCAGCAGACACAAAACCUCAUCAUGCCUCUAUCUGGAGUCAUGGCCAUAGCACAGAGUUUAAACACAUCACAGUCUCAGACGGUGCCAGUGAUCAAUAGCGUGGCGGGCAGCCUCGCAGCACUGCAGCCAGUGCAGUUUUCCCAGCAGCUCCACAGCCCCCACCAGCAGAGCCUGAUGCAGCAGUCCCCCAGCCACAUGAGCCAGCAGCCAUUCAUGGCUACUGUCACACACUCACACAUGUAUCCUCACAAGCAGGAGCCCCCACAAUAUUCCCACCCGUCACGUUUCCCCUCGGCCAUGGUGGUCACAGACGCCAACAGCAUCAGCACCCUCAGCUCCAUGUCCUCUAGCAAGACGGAUGCUCCUGUAAACAAGAUGGUGCAACUUGGGGGUCUCUCCUGGUGUCCUCUUCAAGCUUGGUGAGAGCAUCCUUGACUUCCUUGGUGCCCGGCAACCGGAGCACAUUUUUCCACCCUCUCACCACGGUAACCAUGACAACUCUUAAUAACCGGCAACGGCGCGCUGGAUGAUGAGUCAGUCAACAAACAAGAGGAGUGACGACGACGGAGGGCCAGGCGGUGAAAAUGAGAAAUGGGGACAGAGAAGGAAAACAAACCAAGAAAAAAACAAACCAAAAAAAAAAAAAAAGCCACUGCACCUGAAAGUGAAGAGACCGGAUUCCACUUCCCCCUCUGUCACACACAUGAUCAACAAGGAUGUAUGAUUUUAACACAAUCUUUGAAAACAGUAUUCAAUCUUUCACAACCUACCCCCUCUUUUUUUUAGAAAAAUGUACUGUCCUCCUCUUUUGUGACAUUACAAAGGAACAAAAACCAAACAGCAAAAACUGCUCAUGAACUGCGUGGACCUGAAUGAAGGCUCUGGGACAACUUAUAUUACACUGUGAUUUAAGGUGGAAAUAUGAAGAUACACUGAGACAGCCUCUGUGAAACUUCAAGGACCUAAGUGAAGGCGAUUCACUCACUCACACAAAGUACCUGGAUGCCUUUGCAUGUGAGCAGAACUGUGUGACAAUCACAAUAACCUGUGCUGAUCUUGUGUAUGCAUUUGACAUUCUUACUGAGUUUUUAAGGAGUCUUCCAUGUUAUUCUCUCACACUCAGUUUAAUGUACUAGCAUUAGUGCAGGCGAUGAAUGUCGUCUGUCCCUGAAGGGAUUCAUCAUUUCGAGUUGUUCAAUGUGUAUACUGUGAUUGAAAAAGACUUUGACAAUCUUGAAAGGACUAUGCAAUGUGUCUAUAGUUGUAUGCAAUGCUUUGUAUAGCUGGAUUCUGCACAGAACUCCACACACUUGAGACUGGAAAUGAAUAUGCACUAUCAGUGAAGUCACCAACAAUUACUAUACUAUACUGGAGUUGCUGUUGAUAAAGCUGCCUGUAUAAAUAACACAAAAGCAGACAGAUGGAUGUGUGACAAAUACGCAUAAUGUAGGUGCAACUUCAACUUGUCACCAUGUCUCAAAAGCUAGCCUGCCAUAUCUUUAAAUCUGAUCUUGCCUUGUGGGAGAGGACUGACUCACACACUUUAAAUGUGGCCCUUCCCCUUCAUGGAAACCUCUGGCAUUUGUUUGCACACGGGUUCAGGUGAAUUUCAGGAAUGGGACUCUCCCUCCUCCUCCCUCUCCUGCUUCCUGCCAGAAUGUGAAGAAAUAGGACAAAUAUUAUCAAUAACUCCUCAUCUCAAAUCAUGGCACAGGACCCCCACAGUGUAGAAUGAAAAAUAUUGACAGGUAUUCAGAAAGAAAACAGUCAUCUUCAGUGUGGUAUUUUGUGAGGGAGAGAGACAUGACAGAGGAUAAUGUUGUGACAGCAGCUGCUCUAAUCUUAGAGGCAUCCACAAAGACUGAGAAAUGUUGGGGAGAGGAGCAGCUGCUGUGGGUACAGACGCUGCCACACUGACAGUAUUAAGGUGAAGCGAAGUGAACUUUCAUCCUGCGUCUUUCGCACGAAUUUGACCUCUGACACUGAAUGUGUUUAUUUGUCCCAAAUAAUGUUGCCAGACGGGGCAGUUGGCUGAUUUUUUCAUUAACUUAAAUUAGCAGAUAGAAAACGAUUUGGGAUUAUGGAUUGGUAUAAAUUGGCCUACUUUUUAUACCAUGCACAUAGCAUACAUACACCAGGCUACAUUUUUUACGAUAACGGGGUAGGUUGUAGGCCCUGAUUGUGGUACUUUUUGUAUGGACUGUAGAGUUCACCUGAAUAGUUCACUUCAAGUUCUGUCAGAACACAGUGGGAAAGUUUGAAAUACCAAAUUUGGCAUAAAUAAUAUGUUUUCUUUUCACCACAACUACCCAGAGAGACAAAAAGGCCAUUUUUGACUAUCAGACCCUGCAUAUCAUAAGUGUGGCAGAUCCAGUCUCCUAUUCAAUAUUAGGUCAUUACAUUGUUGUUGUUAUUAUGUUGGUUGGUUUGUGACUGUUAUAGGCACAUCUAUUGCCAUCUGAUCAGAGGGCACUCAUACUUAUGUGGAAGGACAUGAUUUUUUUCCCUCCUAAUGUAUUAUUUUUGUAUAAAAUUGAAAUCAAUCAUAAAUCAUUAUUUAUACUUUCUGAGAAAAUAUUGAUAUUCCAAGUAAAAGUUUUUUUUUCCCAAAAUGAA